Anastrepha obliqua is the source of this 1704-nucleotide messenger RNA. RefSeq names its product transcription factor mef2A-like. The coding region runs from base 1 to 1704 and encodes 567 amino acids. The transcript has a single exon. NCBI's taxonomy places the organism in Eukaryota, Metazoa, Arthropoda, Insecta, Diptera, Tephritidae. The record is from RefSeq and is a predicted model, not a curated record.
AUGAAAUGUGUACUAGUAUUUGUUGUUAGUGCGUUCGCUCAAAUCUACUAUUGCAAUGGAGUAUUGGAGCGAUCGUUCAGUGCAGAGCACAGUGCUGAUAAGGAUUUAGAGCACUCCCGCCGAUCGCAGCGGUCACAAUUCAAGUCAGGCGGCAGUGAUUUUGGUGAUUUAGAAAAUUCUCAGAAGCCAGCAGUUCCACUUUUUGGUGCGCACUUUCUGCACGGCUCUACAAAUGGUAGAAUGGUACAGCCGCAUUCCAGCCGGCAACAGCAUCAUCAAGAUCAACAACAGCAACAAAAGCUUGACAUAAAACAUCAUCAAUGUCAACAGCAUCAGCAAAAACAACGACCACAAGCAGUAAAAACAAUUAUAGCUAAUAAUCGGCAGAUGCCAAAAAAUAAUCAGCAAACUGGCCCAGCAGAACAACACAUGAACCACCAACACCAGCCAAAUUACAAGCUUAAUCGGCAAUAUAAUAGCAAUAACAACAACAACGCAAACGAUCAUAUUGAUAGAAGCAAUGGAAGUAAUAACAGGAAUGACAAUAAACAUCGAGGGGUUCAGGGACACCACGAUCAGUUUGGGAUUGUGCAUGAAAACAAUCAAAAUAACAGCAAUAUUAAAAAUAAUUAUCACAACAACUUUACAAUGAGCAAAAUAAAUAAUAUUAACACCAGUAAUGUUGCUAAAAAUAUCAAUGGCGAUGCCAACAGUGCGCCACGUAGCAUCCCAAAACUCGCCAUCAUAGACACCGCAACGACAACGAUGACUACAAAGGCAUCAGCAACAACUGCAACAAUGAAAACUACAGCAUCAACACCCGCCGACCAAAAAGGGCUUCCUCUGAAAUCGAUUGCAGGCAUACAACAUACGCUGCCAUCAACAUCUACACCCGUCCAGCAACCCAUUCCACAGAAUACGAAACUACUAAAUAUUAAUACAGUACCUCAUUUCAUAGCAAAUCAUGUCCCACCCACAACCAAAUCGCCGCGAUUAGCUACCGGUGAUAUGAGGACGUUACAUUUUCGAAGAAGUGUCUCCAAUAACCCCUUUUUACAAAAUCAACCUCUCAGAAACCAGAAUAUCGAAACCUCAUCUACAGAAAAAAUCUUUAAACAAACCACUUUUAUGCAAAAUCCGUUUUUCCAAAAUCAUAACUUACCAAAUCCUUCAAAUCAAAUCCCAUUAGUACCGAAUAACGAAUCGACACAAAAUCCUUGGCUACACAAUAUUACUCCCAAGCCUACAAAUCCCGGUUAUGCCAUGCAAAACCCAUACACACCUGUUGCUGCAUCAAAUCCUUUCAUACCAAAUUUCCCUAUACAGACUCCUUCCGAGCCUUCACCGGAUCGCACACCUGAUCCAUUCAUGCCAUUUAUGCCGAACUUUCCCUUCAAUCCCUCGACAAGUAUUCCAAACAAAAUGUCCACUCAAAGUGUACCCGCAGUCAGUACUUCAGCACAGAAUGACACGCAAAGCGUGAUCAAGUCACAAACCGAUAAAAAUAUUUCGUCGACGCCAAGUACGAGCUCAACAAGCACAACUCAGUCGAUUGUAACGCCCAGUUCUGCUAUACGGGCUCCAACUAUCAGCCCAGCAUUAAACGAGCUCAUUAAAAAGGGUGCGAUCAUAUUCCCAGAUUUGCUAUAUCCUACAACAACUACUUCUAGCGCACGACAACUUAUAGAUAUAAGAAGACGCUAG